AUACAGUGUCAAAGAUAUUCUUGGGCAUGGGACAUUUGGGCAGGUUGCUAAAUGCUGGGUCGCAGAAACAAACAGUUUUGUUGCUGUGAAGAUCAUUAAAAAUCAACCUGCGUACUAUCAACAGGCGCUGGUUGAAGUUUCUAUUCUGACGACGUUAAAUAAGAAGUUCGAUCCUGAGGAUAAGCAUCAUAUUGUUCGCAUUUAUGACUACUUUGUCUAUCAACGUCAUUUGUGCAUUGCUUUUGAACUGCUUGACACUAAUCUGUAUGAACUUAUAAAGUUGAAUCAUUUUAGGGGAUUGUCAUUGAGCAUUGUUCAGUUGUUUGCGAAACAG
This is a messenger RNA of Ilex paraguariensis (yerba mate), 334 nucleotides long. Lineage: Eukaryota; Viridiplantae; Streptophyta; Magnoliopsida; Aquifoliales; Aquifoliaceae. The record is from the annotation of a GenBank genome assembly.